AUGCGGCAGGAGCACAGGCAGGAGUACGGGCAGGAGUUCCGGCAGGAGUUCCACCAGGAGUACAGGCGGUGCCUGGAGCAGGAACUCGGCCCCGCCGGGCCCUGCCCGGACCCCGCGGUGGCGGAGCGGCUGCGGCAGCGGCUGCGGCAGGAGCCGGCGCUGCUCGGGGCCCUGCAGGAGGACGGCCCGGCCCUGCUGGCCCGGGGGCUGCGGGGCCAGCCCGACCCUGAGCUGGCGCUGCGGGGCCUGGCUGGCGCCUUCCGGCUGCUGGAGCUGGCGGCCCUCAAUCUCUACCUCUUCCCGUGGCGCCGGGAGUUUGGCACCAUCCAGACCUUCUCCGGCGCCUUCGUGCACCUGUUGCGCCCGGCGCUGCCCGAGGCCGACCUGCUGCGGAGUCUGGGCCGCCUGGGCUACGAGCAGCAGGACCAGCACCGCCUGGCUGUGGCCCGGCCGCCCCCAGGGCCAAUGCUGAUCGCAGCCGCUGCCGGGUUCCUGUGCUGCCGGCUGGAGUGCGAGAUCCUGGGGGAGCUGGCGCUGCGGCUGCAGCCGCGCCAGCCCUGCGCCGAGGAACUGCUGGAGGCACGGCACCGGGCCAGGGACGGGCAGAGCUGCCCGGAGCUGCUGCGGGACCCAGGGAUGCAGUGUGGGGCGGCUGCUGAGUGCGUAGAUCUGUACCGGGACACACUGGACAUCCCCGAGGACAUGGGGGGUGAGGACACAGCCCCCCCAGCACGGUGGAGGGACCCUCAGGACGUGCCCGUGAGGGGCUGGGGACGCUGUGAUGAGCCGGAGCCUGUGAGCAGUGCUGAGCCAGACACCUCUCACCUCUUCCUGGAGCAGGAGUUUGCAGGGGGCAGCAGAAGCCCCCAAGUGCUGGGGGAGCCCCAGGAUUGCCCCCAGGAUGCCCCGGAGCUGCCUUGCUACCAGCUGCACUCGUGCCUGCGCCGGGGCACGCUGCCCUCGUACUGCUGCAGCACCUGCCGGCAGCUGCACACAGGGGGCUGUGCCACAGGCCGCGCCUGCCGCAGCCGGCACCACGGGCAGGAGCUGCGUGGGGAGCGCCAGCAGCGGCUCUGGCUGCAGCGCACGGAGCUGGACAUGCUGCUGGCCGACGGCUCUGGACCCCACUCCUAA
Molecule: messenger RNA, 1134 nt
Organism: Neopelma chrysocephalum (saffron-crested tyrant-manakin)
Lineage: Eukaryota; Metazoa; Chordata; Aves; Passeriformes; Pipridae
Gene: SPATA2L
Product: spermatogenesis associated 2 like
Exons: 2
Coding region: 1-1134 (377 amino acids)
Cellular component (GO): cytoplasm
Source: RefSeq, a predicted model, not a curated record